GGAGGGGGCGGUCGGGACUGCAGCCCGGGGUGCGACGGCAACAAGUUGUUACUCUGGAGAGUGAACUAACCGCUGGGUGAACUGCACUUCAAAAGUGCUGUUUCUCUAAGGAUUUAUCCUAAAUGGUUCAGUUUAACCCCAUCGUCCGGGUUCUGGUGCCAUCGAUGUCUCUGCUCAGCGGCCAUGGACCCACACACGAUCUGUGCCGCGAGUGGUGAGGAAGACUGCGGCGCUCUGAGCAGGACGAGGAGGAGGAGGAAGGGCAUCACCUCAGCCUCCCUCAGCGCCAUGGACCAGAUCACCAUCGAGUUCAUCCUGCCCACCACGUCUAAGAACGGCCUCAGCCCGCACACCACUCUGCUGGAGGUGGCCGGGAACUGGACCGUGGAGCAGGUGAAAGCCCAGGUGUGGCUCCGUGCCGUGGCCUCCAACUUCAGCCCAGAUUUCUACCACAAAUUCUCCCCAGACCAUUGCAUCCUGCUGUACAUGAAGAAGGGCACGCUGUGCGAGAUCUACGACAAGCACCAGGUCUUCCAGACGCUGGACUGCAUCCGCUACUGGAGAGCGCUGAAGAAGGACGUGGGCCGGAUCUCGCUGGUCUUCCGGCCCCCCCAGCAAGACGAGGCCCUCCGCUACCAGCGGUUCCUCAACCAGCUGAUUGGCUACGACGUGACGGACGUCAGCAACGUCCACGACGACGAGCUGGAGUUCACACGGCGCAAGCUGCUCACGCCGCGGCGCAACGAACUGCAGGAGCGCGACCCCCGCCUGUACGCUGUGGACCCUUGGUUGACGGACCGGCCCCUCCGGGACCACCUGCUGAGCAAGGUGAUGAACGGACACCUCCUGGUUGUCAUCCACAUCUUCACCACCAGCCAGACCAUCAAGGUGUCCAUCGACAGCACACCUGAACAGGUAUUGGCCAGCGUCUUUGCCAAGACAGCCAAUAAGAGGGCUUUAGUGGGGAUCCCUGACGAUGUGUGCGAGUCGGAUUUCGUUCUACGAGUGUGCGGCAGGGAGGAGUACUUGUACGGGGACCGACCCCUGCAGGACUUCAGCUGGAUUCGACGGUGUCUGAAGAAUGGGGAGGAGAUCCACCUGGUUCUGGAGAAACUCCCAGACACUGACCUGGACCAGGUACAGAAGGAGGACUGGGCCCAGGUGGAUGACUGCACCGGAGUGGCAGGGACCCAUGAGCAGCUCACCAUCGAUGAGAAGGACCACGAGAGGGUGUUCACCAUCUCCAUGUGGGACUGCAACAGGAAGUUCAGGGUGAAGGUCCUGGGCAUUGACAUCCCCCUGCUGCCCCGGAACCCCGACCUGACGGUCUACAUAGAGGCCAGCAUCUUCCACGGCCAGCAGCUCCUAGCUCAGGAGAGGACGACCUCCAAGCCCUUCAUGGAGGAGGUUCUGUGGAACACCUGGCUGGAGUUUGACAUCAAGAUCAGAGACUUGCCCAAGGGAGCGCGCCUUAACCUACAGGUUUCCUGUGGGAAGACAGCUCCGCCCACAACCUCUAAGGGCUCCAGCUACCAGGACAGUCCUGGAGCAGGAAGCACUGCUGAAGGCAAGAGCAAGACGCGGCUGCAGUACUACGUCAACCUGCUGCUGGUGGACCACCGCUCGCUGCUGCGGCAGGGCGAGUUCGUGCUGCACAUGUGGAAGAUCCCCGAGAAGGGCGAGGAGAGCAGCAGCAGCGUCAACGCCGACAAGCUCACCUCGGCCACCAACCCGGACAAGACCUCCUCCAUGGCCGUCGCCGUGUCCCUGGACAAGUACUGCUACCCCGUGGUGCUGCCCAAGAGCAGGGACUCCGGGGGCGCUGGUGGAGGAGCCAGUGUUGGCGGUGGAGGAGCCAGUGUUGGCGGUGGAGCCAGUAGUGGUGGAUGUGGGGACUCGGGGGGAGAGGACGGCGGGGAGCCGGGGGGCGAGCGGGGCCAGAGGGAGAUGCCCAACCACCUGAGGAAGCAGUUUGAGGCCAUCCUGGCCAAGGACCCCCUGCACCCGCUGAGCCCCGAGGACAAGGAGCUGCUGUGGCACUUCCGCCACGAGUGCAUGCGCCACCCCCGGGCCUACCCCAAGCUGCUGGCCUCGGUGCGCUGGGGCCGACAGGAGGACGUGCAGGCGGCCCACGCCAUGCUGGAGCGCAGCAGCGCCUGGGACAGCAGUGGUCUGGACGUAGGUCUGGCCCUCCAGAUGCUGGACUGUAACUACUCGGACGCCCAGGUCCGCUCCAUGGCCGUCCGCAAGCUGGAGACCCUGGGGGGCGACGACGUGCUCCGGUACCUCCUGCAGCUCGUACAGGCUGUGAAGUUUGAGCCCUACCACGACAGCGCCCUGGUCAGGUUCCUGCUGAAGAGAGCCCUGAGAAGCAAGCGCAUCGGUCACUUCCUGUUCUGGUUCCUGCGCAGCGAGAUCGUCCAGUCGCUGCACUACCAGCAGCGCUACGCCGUGUUGCUGGAGGCCUACCUCCGGGGCUGUGGGGACGCCAUGCUGACCGACUUCCACAAGCAGGUGGAGGUGACGGAGGCGCUGCAGAAAGUCACGCGGGAGAUGAAGGCCAUGCUGGCAGACAAGUACGACGUGUCCUCACAAGUGGUGUUUCAGCUGCGUCAGACACUGGAGGCUCUGCAGUCGUCUGGUCUUCCUCAGACCUUCAGAGUCCCUUACGAUCCUGGUCUAAGAGCGGGAACCUUAAUGAUAGAGCAGUGUAAGGUCAUGGCCUCCAAGAAGAGGCCUCUGUGGCUGCAGUUCAAGCGGGCGGACCCCAGCAGCCUCUCCUCCGACCCCAUCGGCAUCAUCUUCAAGGACGGGGACGACCUGCGCCAGGACAUGCUCAUCCUGCAGAUCCUGCUGAUCAUGGAGUCCAUCUGGGAGACGGAGUCCCUGGACCUGUACCUGCUGCCCUAUGGCUGCAUCUCCACGGGCAACCGGAUAGGUAUGAUAGAGAUUGUGAAGGACGCCGCCACCAUCGCCAACAUCCAGCAGAGCGUGGUGGGCAGCCGGGGGGCCUUCAAGGACGAGAUCCUCAACCAAUGGCUGCGCGACAAGUGUGUCAACGAGGACAGGGUAGGACCACCCACCCACUAAGAAUGUACCUUAUCAUUCCUUAUCAUAUUCAAAUAUAGUGCAUGCAUGAACAAGGAACCGACUUUAAAUGAUGAAAGGCUAUAUCUAUGUAGAACUGUGCCUUUGUUAAUAUAUUAUCACAUCUUAUAUCACCUUAAAAUACAGUACAUGCAGGAACAAGAGGAGAUUCUGGACAGUCUGUUGUCUCACACUUUAUAUGAUGAAAUCCUGAUCUUGGGAAGUCUGAUCUACUUAGGUCUCUAAGUAGGACUGAUCUUAGUAGCUCUUACCUAAGUAGGACUGAUCUUAGUAGCUCUUACCUAAGUAGGUCCUAUCUAUCAGGGCUGUCAAGUUUGGAACUGAGUUCAGAGUGAGAUUUUAUCAGCUGCGGCCGUGGGGGAGGGGGGGGGGGGGUAUAUUAACGUGUGACUGCAUACAAAUGUUUCCACAGACAUGGUGACUAAUGUAUGAUAGUAAAAAUAUACUAUCAUCAUCUGAAUAAUAUUCAGAAACAUCACUGCAUCAAAAGCUUUUUGGCUUAAGUAACACCAGCAGAGGCAUACUUUUCCCUGAACUUUUAAACGUUGCAAACGUGCCAAAACAUAAUUUUGUAUUUAUGUGGCAUUCAGUCCAAUGCUUAAAAUAUAUUGGUGGCAUUCAGUAGGCCAAUGCUGUUGUAAAGUGUGUAAAGUAUGACCAAGUGUUUCUUUCUGUUCAAUAGAUAGAACUUUAUCAAUCCCCUGUAGGAGAAAUGUGUUAAUGUUUGUCACUAUAAAACAAUAAUGGUAAAAAAAAAAUAUACAAAACAUGACGGUAACUAUGUAAGUCAAACCGUCCAAUCUGAAGGCUCUACAUAACCACUCCUGCUACUCCCUUCCACUAGGGCUUUGACUUUUGCCCAAAAAUCAUAUUCGAAGUUUGUUUGUUUAUUAAUAUUAAUAUUUGAAUAUAUUCAAACAUUUAUUGAUAAUAUUUUGACCAUUAAAUGCCUUCAGUAAGACCUGGAUUGGGCUUCGCAAGGUUUGUUUACCGCGUUGCUAUGGUUACCGGUCUUGCGUGUUCCAACGGUUUAUUAGGUUUCUAAUAAAUCGCUGUCUAAUCAAUACUUCA
This is a messenger RNA of Gadus macrocephalus (Pacific cod), 4179 nucleotides long. RefSeq names its product phosphatidylinositol-4,5-bisphosphate 3-kinase, catalytic subunit gamma (gene pik3cg). Lineage: Eukaryota; Metazoa; Chordata; Actinopteri; Gadiformes; Gadidae. Gene Ontology annotation, cellular component: plasma membrane; phosphatidylinositol 3-kinase complex, class IB; cytoplasm. Gene Ontology annotation, biological process: cell migration; phosphatidylinositol-mediated signaling; phosphatidylinositol 3-kinase/protein kinase B signal transduction. The transcript is spliced from 20 exons. Bases 184 to 3090 code for a protein of 968 amino acids. Gene Ontology annotation, molecular function: 1-phosphatidylinositol-3-kinase activity; 1-phosphatidylinositol-4-phosphate 3-kinase activity. The record is from RefSeq and is a predicted model, not a curated record.